This is a messenger RNA of Ananas comosus (pineapple), 2903 nucleotides long. Its product is annotated as auxin response factor 4-like. The coding region runs from base 11 to 2443 and encodes 810 amino acids. Lineage: Eukaryota; Viridiplantae; Streptophyta; Magnoliopsida; Poales; Bromeliaceae. Gene Ontology annotation, cellular component: nucleus. Gene Ontology annotation, molecular function: protein binding; DNA binding. The record is from RefSeq and is a predicted model, not a curated record. Gene Ontology annotation, biological process: regulation of DNA-templated transcription; response to hormone. The transcript has 15 exons.
GGCGGAGAGGAUGAGAGCAGGAGGAGGUGGCGGCGCGGCCGCGAGAGGUUCGGAUGACGCGCUCUAUACGGAGCUGUGGCUAGCGUGCGCCGGGCCCCUGGUGACGCUUCCUCGCCAGGGGGAGUUGGUCUUCUACUUCCCCCAGGGUCAUAUCGAGCAGGUGGAGGCAUCGACGAAUCAGGUGGCAGAUAAUAAGAUUGCGAUGUACGAUCUUCCGCCAAAAAUCCUUUGUCGGGUGCUCAACGUCCAGCUUAAGGCGGAACCGGAUACAGAUGAAGUUUUUGCACAGGUGAUGCUGCUCCCGGAGGCAAAUCAAGAUGAGAAUACUGUGGAGAAGUUGAAGCCCCCUCCACCACCACCGAGGCCUCACGUGCACUCCUUCUGCAAAACGCUAACUGCUUCUGAUACAAGCACUCAUGGUGGGUUCUCAGUUCUCAGGCGGCAUGCUGAUGAGUGUCUUCCUCCGCUGGAUAUGAGCCAGCAGCCCCCAACACAGGAGCUGGUGGCAAAGGAUCUGCAUGGGGUGGAGUGGCGAUUCCGCCAUAUAUUUCGUGGUCAGCCAAGGAGGCAUCUGCUGCAAAGCGGCUGGAGUGUAUUCGUUAGUUCCAAAAGGCUUGUGGCUGGGGAUGCUUUUAUCUUUCUAAGAGGAGAAACUGGUGAGCUUCGUGUUGGCGUGAGACGGGCUAUGAGACAACUUACCAAUGUCCCACCUUCAGUCAUUUCUAGCCAUAGUAUGCACCUUGGUGUCCUUGCAACUGCAUGGCAUGCCGUAAGCACAAAAACCAUGUUCACUGUCUACUACAAACCCAGGACGAGCCCAUCCGAGUUCAUUAUUCCAUACGAUCAAUAUAUGGAAUCUGUUAAAAACAACUAUUCAGUAGGGAUGAGAUUUAAAAUGAGGUUUGAAGGUGAAGAGGCCCCAGAACAGAGGUUUACUGGUACUAUUGUUGGUAUCGGAGAUGUCGACCCAGUUAUGUGGUCUGGAUCAAAAUGGAGAUGCCUGCAGGUUCGAUGGGACGAGACAUCGUCUAUUCCCCGUCCAGAUAGAGUUUCUCCUUGGAAGAUAGAGCCAGCUUCAACUCCUCCUGUUUAUCCCCUUCCAAUUUCUAGGGUUAAAAGGUCUAGACCGAAUGCUUUGUCCAACUCCCCUGAUUCAUCUGUUCUGACAAAAGAAGGUGCAAUCAAAGCGAACGCAGACCCUUCCAAACCUCAUGCAAUUUCCAGGGUUCCAGAAGUGGUGGGUAUAAGGAGCAACAUAACUGAUAGUAAUGAGUCGGACACUGUUCAGAAACCUUUAAUAUGGCCACCACCUCUUGAUGAAGACAACAAUGAUGCAAUUUCUUCUCAGAGAAGGUUAUGUUCAGAUAGUUGGAUGCAGAUGGGCAGCAGGCACGAACCCAACUAUAAGGAUAUAGUAUCUGGGCAUCAAUCUUUUGGCAAUAACCCACGUGGUUUUUGUUUGCAAUUUUUUGAAGAGACUCCUUGUGGCCUUAAUUAUUCAAACAAGAACCAUUGUCGAGAUCAUGGAGGUGGCGACCGUAACUUGCUUGCAAGCUCAUACUCCCUAAGGCCUGCAGAAUCUCCCUUGAAUAGGGAAUCAUCAAGGAUGAAAGUGCCUCCCCAAAUCAGUGAGUUACCUUGUUGGGACACUCAAAAUAUUAACUAUAGUAAUUUGGGAGAAUUCUCUCAAGUGCAAAAUCUUAGAACUGAAAACAGUUCACCCAAGUGGUUAACUCAACUGCUUCCAGCUUCUCAAAAGCAACAUGUGCCGCAUACUGAGAUGGUGAGAACAAACGAAAGCGGCAUUUAUAAGCUAUUUGGGUUUCAUCUGAAUAGCAUUCCUCCUGCAUCUGAUCAAAUGAAGUCAUUAAAAAACCCUAAUGUCGACCCUAUUUCAAGUGCUCCAACAUCAGUACCGAUAAAACAAGCACCGGCUGCUGAGGAAAAUACAACAUCUGUAAGUACUGCUGCGAUGGAGAGUGAGAAUGGCAAGUAUAUUCAACAAUGCCCACAAAGUGGUAAUAAAGAUGUUCAGAGCAAGCUUCAGGGUGGCCCUAGAAGCUGCACAAAGGUCCAUAAGCAGGGAAUAGCACUUGGUAGAUCUGUUGACCUAACAAAGUUCUACGGCUAUGAUGAACUGAUUGCCGAAUUAGAUCAAAUGUUUGAAUUUGAGGGCGAAUUGAUGUCUGCAAACAAAAAGUGGCUGAUUGUGUAUACUGAUAACGAGGGUGAUAUGAUGCUUGUUGGAGAUGAUCCUUGGGAAGAAUUUUGCAGGAUGGUCCGCAAGAUUUUUAUAUAUACAAGAGAGGAGGUCCGGAAUAUGAAUCCGAGGUCCUUGAUCCCAAGAGCUGAGUCAUCUCCAGCUGGUGCUGAAGGAAAUGCGGCUGCAAAAGAAACGAAGGCUCGCCCGCUUUCGUCAACAACUAAUUCGGAGAACUGCUAGAUCUACCUCCUAGAAUAGGUUUUUGAAGCAGAAUUGAUGUGGAAGUAUCUCUUUCUUCCGCUCGUUGGUGGGACCUAGUUGAGUUAUUAUUAGAUGUCAGUUGGUAAGCCCCAUCCCCUUCUUCAGCUAGGUGUCCUUCUCAUCUAAUGCACAAUUGCUAUUAGGUUUGUCUAUGUUUGUUCUCAAGCUAUAUAGGGCCAACCCUGUUUCCUUUUGUCAUCCAUUAUGUAUGUACAUAUAGAUAUAUAUCUCAAUAUUUAGUUUACAUAUAAUGGUUGAGUUAACCCAUCUCUUGAAUGAGAACUCUUCCUUAUACUUAAAAACUGCAGAAUCUAUGUUGUAACCCCCGUUUUGUUUGUGUUCUAGUAAAAAAGCAUUGCAUCAUGAGAUAAAAUGUUCAGUCAGCAUAUAUACACAUAACAUAGGUAUAGCGGAAUGUAUGCUAUUUCUUUUUCGGAAA